Molecule: messenger RNA, 541 nt
Organism: Oryza brachyantha (malo sina)
Lineage: Eukaryota; Viridiplantae; Streptophyta; Magnoliopsida; Poales; Poaceae
Product: calcium-binding protein PBP1-like
Exons: 1
Coding region: 73-414 (113 amino acids)
Molecular function (GO): calcium ion binding
Source: RefSeq, a predicted model, not a curated record
UGCUCCAUCCAAGCUUCCGGUCACCCGUUCUGCGAUCUUCAGUUGCCACUGCCUGCCACGGAAUUGAGAGACAUGGGCACCGGCGACAGGGGCUCCGCCGCCGCCGUGCAGUUCGAGGACUUCCUGCCGUCGAUGGCGAGGAAGCUCGGCGUGGAGGGGCUGAUCGAGGAGCUCUGCAAGGGGUUCGAGCUGCUCAUGGACCCCGGGGCCGGCAAGAUCACCUUCCAGAGCCUGAGGAGGAACGCGGCGACGCUGGGGCUCGGCGAGCUCCGGGACGACGAGCUGUCGGAGAUGAUGAGGGAGGGGGACCUCGACGGGGACGGCGCGCUGGACCAGAUGGAGUUCUGCAUUCUCAUGGUCAGGCUCAGCCCCGAGCUGAUGCAGGAUGAGUCGCACAGGGCGUUUCAGUGCUGACGACCUCCGAUUGAUAUACUUGUUAGUUGAAUGCAACAGAAUACAGUGGUAGUUUGAGGAUUUGUUGAUGAAAUGUGAUUAUGCAUUUUCCCUAGUGAAGCAUAACAGUUUGAAUUUCCAUGCUACU